Molecule: messenger RNA, 1213 nt
Organism: Poecilia latipinna (sailfin molly)
Lineage: Eukaryota; Metazoa; Chordata; Actinopteri; Cyprinodontiformes; Poeciliidae
Gene: sinhcaf
Product: SIN3-HDAC complex associated factor
Exons: 6
Coding region: 213-1076 (287 amino acids)
Biological process (GO): negative regulation of cell migration
Cellular component (GO): Sin3-type complex
Source: RefSeq, a predicted model, not a curated record
AAAUAGAGGGGGACCUGCGCUCUACUCUGAAAUGGAGGUGUGGAUGUGACGCAGGCGCAGUAGCUUCACAACUAUCCAGUCCCGUCCUCAAGCACAGACAUCAACAAGAGAGCGGGUUUACUGAUGCGGGUUCGUUUUUCCUAAUACUUACGCCGCUACGACGCUCUUCAGGGAUACUUGCUUUGUGUCAGCUUCACCAAACUUUCAACAAGAUGUUUGGCUUUCAUAAGCCCAAAAUGUACCGGAGUUUGGACGGCUGCUGCAUCUGCCGGGCCAAGUCCUCCAGCUCCCGUUUCACAGACAGCAAGCGGUACGAGAAGGACUUCAGGAGCUGCUUCGGGUUGAGUGAAACCAGAUCAGGAGAAAUCUGUAACGCCUGCGUCCUCCUUGUGAAGCGAUGGAAAAAGCUUCCAGUGGGAACCAAGAAAAACUGGAACCAUGUCGUUGAUGCCAGAGGAGGCCCCAGCCUAAAGAUAACGUCCAGGCCCAAGAAAAUCAAAACCAUCUCCAAGAAAGCUCGGCCGAGCCAGAUCAGCAGGCUGCAGAAGGAGCUCAAGAGAAACACACGCUCCUGUGCUUUGCUCUGCUCUCCAGACUCAGACGCCCACAGCACAACCUCCAGUGCCUCUCCGGCUCAGUCCCCCAGCUACAGCAACCUGUCCGACGACGGCUCCGACAGCGAGCUGAGCCCCGGGUCCAGCCGCUCCCCAGUCUUCUCCUUCCUGGACCUCACUUACUGGAAGAGGCAAAAGGUGUGCUGUGGAAUAAUAUACAAGGGCCGCUUCGGGGAGGUGCUCAUCGACCCCCAUUUGUUCAAACCCUGCUGCCGCAACAAGCAGCGACAGCAGCAGCAGCAGCAGCAGCAGCAACAAGAGGAGGAGGAAGACGAGGAGGAGGAGGAGGAGGAGGAGGAAGAGGUCGAGGUAGACGAGGGUCAAGUGGGGGUGGAUAAAUCCCACGUGGAGGAAGAGGUGGUUAAGGAGACGCCUACGGGUGAGGAAAAUGCAGAGCCUGCUGAGCUAUGCGUGACAGCGCCUCCAGCCAGGAGCGGGGAGGUGAUGGAGGAAGGUUGGUGAAGCAAAGAACCCAAUUUUUUUUCUCCUUCAUUUGGCGACGUUCUGGAGAAAUCUCGGGAUGGAUUUUGUUUGAAAAAAUUUUGUUUCUUUUUUUUUUUUUUUUUUUUACCCCCCCCCCCCCCCCCGCCCCUACACAA